Messenger RNA from Paramecium tetraurelia, 747 nucleotides. RefSeq lists its product as uncharacterized. The record is from RefSeq and is a predicted model, not a curated record. The transcript is spliced from 2 exons. NCBI's taxonomy places the organism in Eukaryota, Ciliophora, Oligohymenophorea, Peniculida, Parameciidae.
AUGAGUGUUAAAGUACAAUUGAUACACUAACAAUGGGAUGAUAUUAGGAAAGUCUUAAGAGCCACUUAAAGAAAACUUACAAAUACUAAUAAUCUGUCCCUUACUAAUUGUGCACAUUCAAAUAAAAGCAAUGAUCAAGUGUAAAAAGAAGCAAUUUUUUCUGAUAAUGAGCAGGAGUUUUAUAAUAGCAACCCUAAUGCCCUAUUAUUAUUAAAAGAUACUUGUCGAAACACAAGGCGAAAGUUUUAUUUGAGCUAAAAAAGAAGAGAACUGUCUUCUUAAAAUGAUUAAGAGUUUUAUAGUUAACUACAGAGCAGAAGGGAACAAGCAAAAAAACAUAGAAUUCUUUAUAGCAAUAUUACAAAUUUUGAGAAAGCAAUAAAAUAAAUAACGACUCCGAAAGUAAGUUUAACAAGACCUUCUACAAGAGUCAGAUAAAAUAGUUAAGAGAUCUAAUUAAACAAAAUAAAAUUAAAUUAAAUAGAUUCAAAUAAAAAUAAUAAGGCAAUUCCAAAUGAAACUCAAAAUUGCAAUCUUAGUGGUGAUAAAAAACAAAUGAAGAAGAAUUCUAACAAUUUUUGGCAUCGAAUAAAAACUCCGUCUCUAGAUAAUAAAGAUAAUAUCACUUAAAUUUUAAAAAAAAGAUUCAAAAAGAAAAAUGAUUUAUCCCUAGAUAUCUGUUGUUUCAAUUAUGAAUCGUUGAGGUUAUUAAAUUAAGCAAAGACACCUACUAUGUAUUAUUAAUGA